Blepharisma stoltei is the source of this 2248-nucleotide messenger RNA. The record is from the annotation of a GenBank genome assembly. Lineage: Eukaryota; Ciliophora; Heterotrichea; Heterotrichida; Blepharismidae.
AUGAUCCAAGGCUUUCUGAAAAGAUUUUCUAAAAUUCCCAAUUUUCACCAUUUUCACCAAUCUCUAAAAAUGGACUCUCAAAGAAUCCAAGAAGUGAUCAGCCAAGGAGUCGAUUCUGGAGUCAUCCCAACCUUAAUGGAUUACAUCAGAAUUCCUAGUCUUUCGACUGCAUUCGACCCUAACUGGGAAACUAAUGGAUACAUGGAACAAGCCCAAGAAGUUUUGCUUAGUUAUGUUAGAUCAUUAAACAUUGAAGGCUUUACUUAUGAAAUUGUCAAAGAACCUGGAAAGCCUUGGCUUGUUUUUGGAGAAGUCCAAGCAACUGCCCCAGACAAAGGAACAAUCCUCAUGUACGGCCACAUGGACAAGCAGCCUCAUUUAAGUGGUUGGACUGUAGGAGGGCCAACAGACCCAGUGAUUGUUGACGGAAAACUCUAUGGAAGAGGUGGAGGCGAUGAUGGUUAUGCCCUUCCUGGCGCUGCAUUAUGCAUUAAAACUCUACAAAGCUUGGGGAUUCCUCAUGGCAGAAUUGUGAUUGUUGCUGAAAACGAAGAAGAAAGUGAUAGUGAAAGCUUGGUCUAUUACAUUAAUAAGCUACGUGAUAGGAUUGGCAGCCCAGAACUUAUAGUCUGUUUGGACUCAGGAAUCAUGAAUUAUCAGCAAUUCUUUAUUACAACAUCUCUCAGAGGGGUUGUGAAUAUUGAUGUGACUGUCAAAACUAUCCUAGCGGGGAUGCACUCAGGUGGGACAUCUGGAGUUCUCCCAUCUGCAUAUAGAAUAAUGCAGCAUAUUAUUUCUCGAAUUGAAGAUGAGAGGACAGGAGAAAUUUUGAUACCAGAACUACAUACUGAAAUAAAACCAAGCAUUUAUGAAGGAGCUGCUCAGAUUGUAAAGUUCAUGGGACCUUAUAUUGUAGGUGCUUUUCCACUUAUAAAUGGUGUUAAACCUAUGACUGAUGAUUUGGUACAACUUUUGAUUAAUAUAUCUUGGAAAAAUAUCAAAGUGAGCCACCAUUUAACUCCUGUAGCUGACCAACUCAAGGGAAGCAGGAGCCUUGAGCAAGGAGUAAUGACAUUCAAAAAUAUGCAACUGGCUAGGCUUUACCUGUUUGCUUGAGCUCAAUUUUCUGUCCAUGCUUUGCUCCAAAUCAUGCUAAAAUAGUUAGAAAGAGUUCUCCCAUAAUGCCAAAAGUUAUUUUCUUGACCAAUCAGGAGGAAUUACACACCCUAGGCCUAAGAUUUCCAAUUAGGUGAAAGUUGGCAAAAAUAUUCAACCGUUCAUGAUGGGCAUCUUUGUUGACACACGGCACAGUGGCACACUAACCUAACUUCCAAGCUCCAGAACAACUUCCAGAUGUUGCAAAACACGAGCUGGAGGGGUUGAGGUAGUAUAGCCCUUCGAGAAUUACAGUAAACUUUUCUAUAUUAUAAUUAAUUGAAGAUUAAUAGAUCUUGGAAACCUACUUUGACAGUCAUUGGUUGUGAAGGUCUCCCACCUGUCGCAGACGCUGGAAAUGUAAUUCAGCCUCAUUUUACAACUAGACUUUCAGUAAGACUCCCACCUGGAGUUAGCGGAAAAGUUGCUACAGAAGCUUUAAUUAGAGAAAUUACAAGAGAUCCUUUAUAUAAUGCUGUUGUUGAAGUAACUCCCCAAUCACCAAGCGAUGGCUGGGCCCAAAAUGAUUUAGAGCCUUGGCUGAAUGAAGCAGUCCAAGAAGCAUCAAAUAGUGUCUUCCAUGCCCCAGCACUCAACUUAUGGGAAGGUGGGAGCAUUCCAUUUAUGGGCUACCUUGGUGAGCUCUUCCCAAGUGCUCAGUUUGUGAUAACAGGAAUUUUGCAUCUGGAAAGCAACCCUCAUAGCAUCAAUGAAAAUUUUAGCAUUGAGUACCUCAAAAAAGCACUUAGCUGUGUUGCCUAUAUAAUAGGAAAGCACGCCUCUAACUCCCCCAUGAGCGAACAAAACCAUUAGAAAAAUCCCUAUUUUUUGCCCAAAAAACAUCCUCCGUGAGUGAGCAAAAAUUUUUUAUAGAAAAAAAUUGAUAUAUAAGUGAUAAUAAUAUAAUGAAAUCUCGAGCUAAUUCUGUUUAAUUUUAAAUAAAUUGCGUUUUUUAAAACAUAAAUUUUAUAUAAAUUAAAUUAAUAUUUGCAUUCCAAUUUUUGCGAAUAGUUUUUUUAAAUUCGAAAAAAAAUUAACCUCCUCCGUGAGCGAACAAGAUUUUUUUGUUCGCUCACGGAGGGGGAGUAAGUAA